Bombyx mandarina (wild silkworm) is the source of this 1737-nucleotide messenger RNA. It is a transcript of the gene Rsph4a, whose product is annotated as Radial spoke head protein 4a. Gene Ontology annotation, biological process: cilium assembly; axoneme assembly; cilium movement involved in cell motility. The record is from RefSeq and is a predicted model, not a curated record. Gene Ontology annotation, cellular component: axoneme; radial spoke. NCBI's taxonomy places the organism in Eukaryota, Metazoa, Arthropoda, Insecta, Lepidoptera, Bombycidae.
AUGGAAAAGAACUUAUGCGAUUACAUGCUAGAGCCGGAUAUUAUAGCGGCCACUGAAAAUGUUAUGCCAGAUCUUAAUAAUGAUUUGGUAUUAGCGAAAAACUUCUUAAAGCAGCAGAGUGCAGCGACUGGAGACACAUUAUACGAUCAUUUGGUUGACGUGGUCCAAAAGAUCCUGUCCCAGAAACCACCGGAUGUGGUGGAGCAUUUCGAGCAGUACUCUUGGCAGGUGAAGCAGGAAAAGUUUCGACCGAACUUCGAUCUGCUAAACGAUGUUUAUCUGUCUCCUCCGCAGCUGGCAGUCGUCAGAAGAAUGGAGGAGAUGUUUCGGCUGGUAAAAAGCAAGGCCGAAAAAGCUGAAGAUAUGGAUGAAGAGGAACAGGAAUUGGACCUGGAAGAAGACAACGUGAAGCCCAGGAUUGCGGACCUUAUUGACAGCAAUUAUUAUUUCAAGGAGUGUGGAUUCGGUCUUCCGGAUAGCGAAUGCUACGCGGUUUACAUAGCUCUAAACAUGUUGGCCAUUAAAGAGCCCGUAUCUACAGUCAGAUUCUUCGGCAAGAUUUAUGGUACAAAAGAAAACUAUUACGUCGCUGAAACUGAAUUGACUUUGGAAGAAUUAGACCGAAGGAUCCGGGAGUUUGAACUGAAAGACAUGCCUGGUGAAGGCGAGGGGAUUGAAGAAGGACAGAUGCAAGUUGCCGAAGAACAGAAAGAGAUGCUCGGAGAAGGUGAAGGUAAAGAAGAAAAGCCAAAAGAGCCUGUGCCUCCCAAGCUGCCUCCAGAGCCCGUGUCUACUUGGCAGCCGCCUCCCGAGAUACCAGUCGAGAGGCCUGGACAGGGUGUCAAUAAGAAGGUGUUCUGGGUAUGUAAUCAUCCGGGCGAACAGUGGAUCUGUCUCCCGGAUGUAACUCCUGAUCAGAUCAGAGUGGCCCGCCUCACUGUGCGUUGUAUGACCGGAAAUCUAGAUGCUGAGGUUCAAUCGUUUCCGCCGUUUGAGGGAACAGAGCGGAAUUAUCUGCGCGCUCAAUUAGCUCGAAUCCAAGCCGGCACGUCCGUGUCUCCUCAGGGCUUCUACACUUUUGGUUCUGGUGAAGAAGAAGAUAUUGAUUUGGAGGAAGGCGGGGGAGAUUUAAAUUUCAACCCCAAUCCGUUUUACCACGGCCACUCGAUGAAGGACCUGCUGGACUCGAGCCUCACGUACUGGGUGCAUCAUGGACGACAUAUACUGAAGCAGGGUAGGACUCUCUGGUGGAAUCCUAAUGCUGGAAUGGUUAGUUUCGACGAAGGUGAAGAAGAGGAAGAAGACGAAGGUCCUCCCCCGCUAGAGCCUGAGAGUGGUCCCCCGCUCUUCACGUCGCUGUCGGAAGACUCUAGGCUCGAAGGUAUGACGGCGUGGAGUGUCCGCAGCAGUUCGUCGCUGACGCCGGAGCGAGCGGUCGCUGCGCUCAGGAGCAACCUGUGGCCCGGAGCCGCCGCCUUCGCCACAUCCGGACAGAAGUCUGAAUGUAUGUACAUCGGUUGGGGCUUGAAGUUCGAUCCGCCGAACUACGGGCCGGCUCAGUUGCCGCGGCCGCAAGACGAGUACCCCAUCGGGCCGGAGGUCAUGGAGAUGGCGGACCCCACCUUCGCCGACGAAGAGGCGUACCGUAUUGCGCACUUACCUCCUCCGCCCCCGCCUGUGUUGGAGGGAGAGGGAGAGGAAUUCGGAGAAGAAGAAGAUGAAGAGGAUUAGCAUAAC